This is a messenger RNA of Symbiodinium sp. CCMP2456, 363 nucleotides long. The record is from the annotation of a GenBank genome assembly. Lineage: Eukaryota; Dinophyceae; Suessiales; Symbiodiniaceae.
AUGGCAGUGGACGCGGCCGCUGUUGAGGAGGCAGCACCGGAAGAAGCCGGAACUGCUGUGCCGGAGGAGACCACUGAGGCGGUCGCUGUGGAACAGCAGAGCUCGAUGCAGGAGGAGUCGGCCGAGGCGGCCGCUGUGGAACAGCAGAGCUCGAUGCAGGAGGAGGCGGACGAGGCGGCCGGUGUGGAACAGCAGAGCUUGAUGCAGGAGGAGGGGGCCGAGGCAGACGCGGCCAAAGACCCAGAACAGCCGCCACUUCCAAACCUGCUGCAGAGCCUGAAGGUUCUUGCGGCUGCGCGGUACUUCCGACAAAAAACGUGGAAGUACACAGGCCGCCAAUGCUCACGCAAAGUGGGUUUUUGA